Messenger RNA from Rhodofomes roseus, 1813 nucleotides. Its product is annotated as cytochrome P450. Bases 57 to 1613 code for a protein of 518 amino acids. The record is from RefSeq and is a predicted model, not a curated record. Gene Ontology annotation, molecular function: oxidoreductase activity, acting on paired donors, with incorporation or reduction of molecular oxygen; monooxygenase activity; heme binding. The transcript is spliced from 12 exons. NCBI's taxonomy places the organism in Eukaryota, Fungi, Basidiomycota, Agaricomycetes, Polyporales, Fomitopsidaceae.
GGUCGUGCCAUGGCCCCGCGGACGCUGCGUCGCUCUAGCAAGACUUGCCAGCCAAGAUGUGGACAUCAGUGCUCGCCGUCAUUGCGGUCUUGGUGGCUACGCAGACUGUGCAGUUUCUCUUCAACCUCAAGAAAGUCAGCUAUCUGCCUGGCUUCCGCACACUAUUUUCGCAAUUCUCCGUGUUCGGCGCGGCUAUCCCGACAAACUACUUUCAUCCUGGCCUCAACUGGAUCUGGAAGUGGAGACACACAGUGUACGACUACUAUGGCACGCGGACAAUAUCUUACGUUCCUUUCAUUGGCGAACCGGUUAUCUGGACCUCGUCCAUGGAAGUCGCCAAACAGAUUCUCGCCGGAGAUCCGAAACUCAUCAAGGCUCCUUCAGCACUGGUUCCUCUCCUCCUCUGGGGCGACAGCGUUCUUACCGCGAACCAUGAAGCGUACAAGAAGCACCGCCGAGUGGUCGGACCUGCAUUCUCCAGCAACACUUACUCUCUUGUUGCUCGGGAGACUGUGAGAUGGUACCACGAGAUGGUCGAGGGUGAAAACUGGAUCAAGCAAGGCAACUUCACCAUCGAUUCAAUGGACCAAUCCAUGCUCAAGUUCACCCUGGGCGUGCUCUCAAGGACAUCCUUCAACUACCGCUACCCGUGGUCCAACUCGACUGACAAUACUGGCGUACCUUUCGAGCGAGCAUUGACGACGAUCUUGACUAUGAAGGAAGUCAUCAUCCGCCUUGCCACGCCGAACUGGGCGUACAAGCUUCCCAUCGAGCGCCUGCGACGUGUGGAUGACGCCUAUAGCAAGCUCGGCGCACUCAUGCGGUCCUUCGUCACAUCUAAGAAGGACGAACUUGCGUCUACCACGGAGGACAUGGAGCCUUUGAGGAGUGACCUCCUAACUCGGCUUGUCUCUGCCAGUGAGGCUGAGGGGAAGAACGGGCUUGACGAUUCCGAAGUGAUUGGCAAUGUCUUCAGCUUCUUGUUCGCGGGGCAUGAAACGACUGCGCAUACGGUAGCGUCGGCACUUGCAUUGCUCGCCCUGCAUGAAGAUGAGCAGGAGAAGGCUGUCAAGGCCAUCCACGAAGCUCUGCCGGACGGUCGGGACCCUACGUUCGACGACUUCACCAAGCUAGACAAGGUUCUGGCGUGCUUCCACGAAGCGGGCAGGAUGUUUCCUGGUGGUGCUAUCGUGACGCGGGACACUAUCGACACGUUCGUGCUCAAGGUACCCGACGAGAAGGGCAACGAAGACGUCCUUGUCGUACCGGCAAACAUGCGCAUCAUGAUUGACAUGGUCGGCAUUCACUACGACCCUCGGUUGUUCCCAGACCCCGAGCGAUACGACCCGUCGCGCUGGUACGGCGUACAUAACGAGACAGAUCUGACGUACUUUGGGCUUGGGCCGCGCGCGUGCCUGGGCAGGAAGUUCGCGCUCGUCGUCGCUAUGUCGCUCAUGACCUGCCUCCUGCGCGACUGGAAGUUCACCGUGCCCCUAAAGCCCGGGGAGACAAAGGAGCAGUGGCGCGAACGCAUUAUGCAGGGCAAGUAUGCUGGCCUCGGGUUCGGCGUCCAUCACAUUCCUGUGAAGAUGACGAGGAGAGUUAAGGCGUGAGGGGCGCGCAUGAACCUCAGUACGCUGGCACUGGAGUUCCCUCAUACUCGGGAGAGUGGAAGUCAUGUAUUCUACAUAUGACCUUCCCGCUGACAACCACCAUAUUCGCUCCCCAUGGCAGAUAGAGCAGACGUCAUUUCAGUUCUCGGAACCUUGUACUUACAUAUAUAGACGUUGGCAAAUGUAUUGAAUCUGGCGAG